UAUUUGGCACAGAUUGGAAAUGUGUACAGGAUGAGCAGCACAUUUGUGACAUUAGCUGAAGUAUUAGAGGCUCGAGGGGGCCCUCUGCUGGAGGAGGAGGUCUGGUCCCUUCUGCUGGCUACUGCAGAGUCUUUAGUGGAUGUCGCUUAUAAAGGUCACAACAACAUGUGUAACAUCAUCAGCCCCACCUCUCUGCUGCUGUCGGCCUCUGGUACCUUGGCCUUUAAGAGCUGCGGCCUCUCAGAUGAAGUGUCCACCUUCACUGCUCCAGAGAUGCUCCAGAGCCGAGCAGGUGCCACCAAACCUACCACAGAGAGGAUGCUGGUCUACUCACUUGGCAUGACUCUCUAUUGGUCGGUUGAUUUUCACCUACCUCAAAAUCAGCCGGUCCAGUUGAGUGACCACCUUAACAGCCUGCUCCUCAGCAUGUGUGAGGACCUGUCCCAUCGAAGGACUAAUCUUAACUCUAUCCUGGAGGCGUGUGAAUCUCAGCAUAAAGCCUCCAUCCUGCCGUCCCCCACCCAAGUGAUCAGACAGCUGGUGGAGGAGGUCUUUCAUGAUUCGGACAAUGGCUCUUUGACCGACAGUAAUGUUCCUCUGAGCGGCCGCAGUCAAAUGAUCAGAGAGAGACUUCAUGGAAAGAGAGGGGCUUUUCCCGACUUUAACGACAGCUCCGCAGAAGGGAGAAGAUACUCAACAGACUCAGACUCAAAGUCAAGUAGUUUACCACACAGACCUUGGAGAAAAAGACCAAGAAGUUCUCCUGCACCUUUAUACCACUCUUCGCUAGACAGACUGCACCGUGGAGUUCGGCACAGAGAGAGUAACAGCAGUUGGAUUGGCAGAAGUCCACAGCAUGACAUUUCUCCCAAGACUUCAGGGCGGUCCCACAGUCCCUCCAUCACCUUCAGUGAGUCCUCGCUAAGCCUCAGCCAGAGGAAAAACAAGCCCUUAGGUCCAGAAUUUAUCAGAAUGUCAGAUGAGCAACAAGUUGUUCUAGAGCUUCCAGGAUCUAUUGUGUCGAAAAAAGGCCGUUCCUGUUCCUCUCAGAGAGAAGUGACUGUGGUGCUGCCCAGUGGACAGUAUGUGGUGGUUCGUUGUGACAUUAAGUCCAAAGCCAGAGAUGUGUUUGAUAUGGUUGUGGCCCAUGCAAAUUUAGUGGAGCAUUUCUACUUUGGUCUUGCAUUCAUAGACGAUGAUGAAUACUUCUUUUUGGACCAUGAAACAAAAAUUUCUAAAGUUGCUCCUGACAGUUGGAAAAAAGGGCAGAUUUCUUCUUUUUUGGUCUUUUUAAGAGUCAAAUUUUUUGUAGAUGACAUCAGCUUUAUUUUACACAAACUGACCCGUCACCAAUACUACUUGCAGCUGCGUAAAGAUAUUUUGGAGGAGAGACUUUACUGUAAUGAGGAAACAGGCCUGUUCCUGGCAGCUCUAGCUUUGCAAGCAGAGUUUGGGGAUUACAUGCCAGAGUUGUAUGGAAAGAAUUAUUAUCAACCUGAGCAUUACGUGUCCAAGAGAAUGCUAGAGAAGCUGGCUCUGCCCAGUGUCAGGGAAGAGCUGCCAAGACUUCAUGCAAGUCAUGCCCAGAUGCUGCCAGAGGAGGCCGAAACUGAAUAUCUAAAGAUUUGCCAGCAGCUCCCAGAGUAUGGUGUCAUGUUUCACCGAGUGGGCAGAGAAAAGCGGCCUGUGGUGGGAGAGUUAGUUUUAGGCGUCUGUGCAAAGGGUAUUAUUGUGUAUGAGAUGAAAAACCACCUUCGCAUUGUCACCAGACGUUUCCUUUGGAGGGAGACAGACUCAAUAUCUACUGGGCGCCGUAAACUUAUUAUUGAGUGUGGAGGACCGAGUGGUAAAAAACAUGGAUUUGUGACUGAGAGCUCUAAAAUAGCACAGUACCUUCUUAACCUCUGCUCCGCUCAGCAUAAGUUUCACAGUGAGAUGACAUCAAGGCAGCUUAACCAUAGCCUAAUUCCAGAUGAGAAUGUGGAUAAGUAUAUGUCUAUAUACCAAGCUCGCAACUUAAGGCUGAAGCAAAUAUCAUGCUCAGAGGGAAUGCUAAACCAUGUGGGACUGUCUCCUGGCCAAGCAGACUCCAUAUCCAAGUCCUGCGAUGACAUCACUGCCAAACUGGAGGCCAGACUCCGACAGCAGAGGGAGAUGAGGCGGGAAAUGAGCCGUGAGCUCAACAAAGAACAGGCCGAGCUAGGGGAUGCCCGAGAUAUCAAAGAGAGGGCAUGGAGCGUCACUGAACCCAGACGGAUGUCAAAUGUUUCUCUGCAGAAACAAGACUCAGAUGCCUCUUCGAUACGAGUUGACACACCCACCAGAAGCACACCAGAACGGGAGAUAGUCUGUGUAGCCCUGAAAAAGGAUCCCAAACUUGGCUUUGGCUUUGUGAUUGUGGGAGAAGAUAAUACAGGUAAACUUGACCUCGGGAUCUUCAUUGCUUCUAUUGUGCCUGAUGGACCUGCAGACAAAGAUGGGAGGAUAAAACCAGGUGGCCGUCUAAUCUCCUUGAACAAAAUCAGUCUUGAGGGGGUAACGUUUAGCGAUGCAGCAGCCAUCUUACAAAACAGCCCUGAUGAGGUUGAGCUUAUUGUCUCUCAGCCAAAACAAACUCUCAAGGACAGGGCGAGCUCCCUGAGUCAGAGCAGCCUGGGUCUGGCUUUGGAGAGGGGUUUUGGCUCCCAGACCACACUGAGCGGCACCGAGUACCGUCCUGCUGUGGAGGAGCUGGAGGAGGCCCUGACCCUCUCCAACAUGGCAACGCCAAAGCAGAGCAAAAGGCUGCACAUUCCUGUUGUGCGUAUCCAUGACGCGCAGGAUGUGUGUUCACGCUCUCCAUCAAUACUUAGUCUGAAAGGUGGGGAGAAGUUCGUAGUUGAGCUGAAGAAAGUCAGUGGAAGCCUCGGUAUAAGUGUGGCUGGAGGGGUAAACACAAACGUCCGCUAUGGGGGUAUCUACAUCAAGACUUUGGUCCCUGGAGGAGCUGCAGAAAGAGAUGGACGCAUUCAAAUUGGUGACAGACUGCUGGAGGUUGACGGAUCGAACCUGAGGGGCGUGACUCACCAACAGGCCGUCGAAUGCCUCAAGAGAACUGAGGAGGUGGUAAGCCUUUUAUUAGAACGUGAGCCCACAAUAGUUCUGGAGCCUAAACCGGACCCACCCUGCCCCCCCUCAGUACAGACACAGCCCCCCAGGACCGAAGUCUCCAUGGAAACGACCUUGAGCGGACGAGCUAAGGACUACAGCUUUGUGACUGAUGAAAACAUCCAUGAAGUUGUUCUGAAGAAGAGUCUGACUGGCCUGGGCUUCAGUUUCUACAUCACACAGUUGAGCUCUGCGUCGGACAAGGGGAGUCUCGUACGCAUAAAGCGCCUGUUUCCCGGGCAGCCAGCUCAGGAGAGCGGCCUGCUGCGUGAGGGAGAUGUCAUCCUGUCUGUCAACAAUGAGCCUGUCAAGGAUCUUUCCUACCAGAGAGUGUUGUUCCUGCUCCGUGGUGCACCAUCAGAAGUCCACCUGCUCAUUUGUAGACCUGGUCCCGGUCCACUGUGUGAUGUAGAUGAUAACACACUGAGUCCUAUCCCCACACGGGAGACUCGCUCACGCUCUCUGGAUAUACGCCUGGGAGAGGACUACAGCCAACUCUUGAAAUUUCAGUUUGAUGCCAACAUUCCAACACUCAUACAGCCGUGUAGUUCUAACCAAGAGGAAAAUGCAAACAACCAAUCAGAGAAGAACUCAUCUCGAAGUCCAGCGCCAGCGGACCAGGACGGCGUGACUCUACCCUCACCUCCUCGAUCGCCCCCAAAGCGUCCUACCUCACCCCCUUCACCGAUCACUCCUCCCUCGCCUCCCUCACCUCCCUCGCCACUCUCACCACUCUCACCUGUGGAUACUGAGCCCACACCAGCCACAGGACCAACAGACCAACACCCGGAAGAGCCGACGAAAGAGCGCAACGUGGCAGUGAUAAAGAGAGAUGUGAGAAAGACAGGAUCUCAUGUUACAAUCAUGGAUGUUUGUCCUAAGAGCACCUCUGACUCGGUGUACACCAGUGGAAUCAGAGAGGAGGCAGAUGGGAGUGUGACAUACUGUCUAGUGGGAAAUGGCCUGACCAUAAUGGCAGAUGAAGAGUAUUUGACCAUAAGCUCUACCCUGGAGCCACACCACAGACUUGGCUCCAGUUUGCCCCAUCACCCGGCUCCAAACCCCUCCGCACAAAGCUCACAAAAUACAGACUCUACCUCUCAUCAAAGCAGGCAUAACCCGAACAUAGUUUCUCAUAUGUCUGGAGUAACCAUUUCACCAUUGAGCCUUUCAUCUGAAACUCCGACCACAUGCCCUCUGUCGCAUCCAGCGCAGCCGCUCACGACACAGCCACCCAAAGCGAAACACCAUCCAGUUCAACAAGGGCUACUUCCAAGUCACCAUAAAGGCACAUGCAAAACCAAUAGGCCAGUUGUACCUACACCUCAGCCCCCUGCUCCAUCUGUUACCCCCAUCACAGCUCAGGUCAUCCCGAUAGUCCCGCCCAGCACCACUCCCCCGUUACCCCCGGUGCCCCCCCUUCCCCCAGUGCCAAUCCACAGAAAGGAGCCGAAGAAAAAAGAAAAGGAGUACAAGGAUGAUGACGAUGAUGAAUACGAUGAGGAGGAAGAAGAGAGUCGAAGAAAGGGAAUGAUUAAAGAGUUUGAACUCUCAGUGCUCCUGACGAAAUCAAGGAGUGGCAGUUUUGGAUUCACAAUCACACGAAGCAAAUUGGACAACUGCUACUACAUACAAGAAAUACUGGACAACCCCGCCAAGGCCGAUGGACGCCUCAGAGCUGGAGACCGUCUAGUUGUGGUAAAUGGGCAUGAUGUGACCAGUGUAGCAGAUGAAUUUGCCAUGUCCAUACUCAGAUCUUCUCCAAGACGCCUCAGUAUGACCAUUGGGAGAGCAGUGACAAACUUAGUAGCCCCACCUCCAUGUGACAGCCUGCCAGACAUUGUUCUGUAUAAAACUCCUUCAGGACAGCUAGGAAUAAAGCUGACUGGAGGUAUUGGUAGUAAAUGGCAGGGAAUAUACUGUCUUGAAGUAGUCCCAGGCUCACCAGCGAGUGAAGAGGGCAGUGUCCAACCCAAUGAUAAGAUCCUCUAUAUCUGCGGAAAGUGCACACUGGGAAUGACACUGGAAGAUGCAGUGAAAGCUUGUGAGAACGCUCCUCGUAAAGUAAAACUGAAAAUUAUUAGAGAUGAACAACCCGUGACCCCAAAGGCUAAAUGGAAUGGUCUAUUUGAUUGGAAAAAGGACAAAAAGUUCUUUGCCCGCUUUGAAGACACUGUCUCUCCUGAGAAAGAGGCUCCUCCUGAAGAAGAGGCUAUAUCUCGGACUGGAGAUCGAUUUAGAUGCCUCUCGUUAAAUCAGGAACAGGAUAGCUGCAUCAUGCAAGUGGAGUUCACAAAGCCUGAAGGAGGAGGGCUUGGCUUUGCUCUGGUUGGAGGAACCAACGGCAGCAUGCUCCGAGUCAGGGAGAUCUGCUCCGGGGGAGUGGCUGAGCAGGAUGGACGUCUGAAAGUGGGAGAUAUUCUAUUAGAGGUAAAUGGAGUGAUUGUGUCUGGACUGAGCCAUAGUAAAGUUGUGGACAUCCUGCGUAAAGCUGAGGGCACGGUGCAGCUUACGAUCUGCAGGGACAUUCUGACCUACACCGAAUCGCCCCCACCUCCAAACCUGUCUGGUCCCACUGAGGCCAUUCAGGCAGAGCAGCCAGCCUCUCUGCCUGUGCCUGAUACUGGAGCAGCACCAGAAGUCAUUCAAAACAAGCCAGUGGAGCAUCCUCCAGCAGCAGCGGAGCCUGUGGUUCUUGAAGCACAAGUGUGUCUUACUUCACCACCUCCAACAAAACACCGGCUUACAGUUGCUACCGAAGAAAUAUCCAUCCAUCAGGACAGCUGUAACAGCACCCCUUCUCACCAAGCUUGCUGUCCACCCCUCAAUGUCACUGACAUGUUGCAUGGAGCUACUGACAGGAAACAAAUUGUGACCAAACUUUUGGAUCAGUCAUGCAAAGACCCCCGGAAAACACAGACAGAUGGCUGGAGCAGCGAAGAAGAUGAUGAUGUCUUUGACAACAACAAAGAAAUACUAACUCAGACAGACACACCAAUAGUAUCUGAGGAGGAGCUGUCUGCCCUCGCUGCCAUUAGCCCCUCUAAAACCAGUCAGUAUUCAGGCUCCAGAGUCAAAGCCCUCAUCCAGAUUCUGCAGCACCAGCUGGACCAGCAGGAGCUGGUUAAAGAAUUCAUGGCUCUAGAGCACUUGACGCCCUCAGACAACUGCCUGGUGGCAAAAGCUCCUGAAAACAGAGACAAAAACCGCUACAGAGAUAUUCUCCCUUAUGACCAAACCCGCGUUUGCAUUGGUGAGAACCAGAACUACAUCAAUGCCAGCUACAUCCGCAUGCAUGUUGGAGAAGAAGACUUCUUCUACAUCUCCUGUCAGGGUCCUCUGCCUUCCACAGUACAGACUUUCUGGCAAAUGAUCUGGGAAAACAGGUCAGAUGUUAUUGCCAUGAUGACCCAGGAAGUAGAAAGAGGAAGGGUCAAAUGCCAUAAGUACUGGCCAGAGAGGUUAGAUGUGCCUCUGGAUGUGCAUCAGUACCAGCUUCAUUUGGAGAACCAACAACUUCUGGAGUGCUUUCAGAUAAAGAUCAUUCGAAUGGUUGAAAAACAGACUGGUGAGACUCACAUUGUGCGUCACCUUAAAUUCACACACUGGCCGGACCAUGGGGUGCCCCACAGCUCAGAGCAGCUGGUACGGUUCAUUCGGUAUCUGAGGGCAGUGCACCAUAAGGGCCCCAUCACAGUGCACUGCAGCGCAGGCAUCGGGCGAGCAGGAGUCCUCAUCUGCACCGACAUCAUCCUCAGCCUUAUCGUCAAUGAUCUGCCUAUUAACGUUAGUGACAUUGUAAAAGAAAUGAGGCGCCAACGGCAUGGUAUGAUUCAGACAAAGGACCAGUAUCUUUUCUGCUACAAAGUCUGGCUAGAGGUUUUACAAGGCAUUUUGGAGCUUCAUGGCAAUCAGUGGCUGCCAGACAGUCCCAGAGACCACAAAGUGGUUUGAAUGUGUCCCCUCUUCUCUUUCUGCCUGCAAAGCACUCACUGUGCACUGUCUUCCCCAGUUUCGAGGUCACA
This is a messenger RNA of Periophthalmus magnuspinnatus, 7172 nucleotides long. RefSeq names its product protein tyrosine phosphatase non-receptor type 20 (gene ptpn20). The coding region runs from base 31 to 7101 and encodes 2356 amino acids. Gene Ontology annotation, molecular function: protein binding; protein tyrosine phosphatase activity. The record is from RefSeq and is a predicted model, not a curated record. Gene Ontology annotation, biological process: protein dephosphorylation. The transcript is spliced from 46 exons. Gene Ontology annotation, cellular component: cytoskeleton. NCBI's taxonomy places the organism in Eukaryota, Metazoa, Chordata, Actinopteri, Gobiiformes, Gobiidae.